Ostreococcus lucimarinus CCE9901 is the source of this 870-nucleotide messenger RNA. RefSeq lists its product with no specific name. The record is from RefSeq and is a predicted model, not a curated record. Gene Ontology annotation, cellular component: mitochondrion. Gene Ontology annotation, molecular function: 4 iron, 4 sulfur cluster binding; ATP binding; ATP-dependent FeS chaperone activity. Gene Ontology annotation, biological process: mitochondrial respiratory chain complex I assembly; iron-sulfur cluster assembly. The transcript has a single exon. NCBI's taxonomy places the organism in Eukaryota, Viridiplantae, Chlorophyta, Mamiellophyceae, Mamiellales, Bathycoccaceae. Bases 1 to 870 code for a protein of 289 amino acids.
AUGCCCGCGCGCGACCUCCUCCCCCGCGUCGCCCGUCGCGCGCUCGCGACCGCCGCCGCCGCGCCUCGGGCGUUCGUCCCGCCUCCCCUCCCUCCCUCUCUCGCCUCGUGCGCGCGCGUCUUCGCCGUCGCGAGCGGAAAAGGCGGCGUCGGAAAGUCAACCACCUGCGUCAACAUCGCCGUCGCCCUCGCGCGUCUCGGCCAUCGCGUCGCCCUGCUCGACGCCGACGUCUACGGACCGAGCGUCCCGACGCUCAUGCGGCUCUCGGGUCAGCCGGUCGUGGACGCGGACGGACGCAUGUUACCGAUGGAGAAUCACGGCGUGCGCUGCCAAUCCAUGGGAUUUUUGAUGAAACCGGGCGCGGCGGCGACGUGGCGCGGACCCAUGGUGAGCGGCGCGCUGACGAAGAUGAUCCAAGACACGAGGUGGGGAGACGUCGAUGUACUCAUGGUGGACAUGCCGCCGGGAACGGGAGACGCGCAGAUUUCGAUAUCGCAGAAAUUGCCGCUGACGGGCGCGGUGGUGGUGAGCACGCCGCAAGAGUUGGCGCUGGCGGACGCGAGAAGAGGGAUCGAUAUGUACGGGAAAGUGAACACGGAGGUGGUGGGAGUGGUGGAGAAUAUGGCGUAUUAUUGUGAGAAGGACGGCACGCGGUCGUACGUGUUCGGACGGGGUGGAGCGAGGGCGACGGCGGCGGAACGAGGAGUGGAGUUUUUGGCGGAGGUGCCGUUAGACGCCACCAUUCGGGAGAGCAGCGACGAGGGAGCGCCGAUCGUCGUGCGCGAUCCGGAUGGCGAGGUGGCGGCAAUUUAUACGAACAUAGCGCGGCGAAUCAUGGAGAAGACGCGGAGUUUUAGAGAUGUAAGAUGA